Cutaneotrichosporon cavernicola is the source of this 459-nucleotide messenger RNA. RefSeq lists its product as uncharacterized. Lineage: Eukaryota; Fungi; Basidiomycota; Tremellomycetes; Trichosporonales; Trichosporonaceae. The transcript has a single exon. Gene Ontology annotation, cellular component: cytoplasmic vesicle; Golgi apparatus; membrane. Bases 1 to 459 code for a protein of 152 amino acids. The record is from RefSeq and is a predicted model, not a curated record. Gene Ontology annotation, biological process: zinc ion import into Golgi lumen; intracellular zinc ion homeostasis. Gene Ontology annotation, molecular function: zinc ion transmembrane transporter activity.
AUGCGCGGCGUUUUCCUGCACGUCAUGGCCGACACGCUCGGUUCGGUCGGCGUCAUCGUCUCCACCCUCCUGAUCCGCUGGACGGGGUGGACGGGUUUCGACCCCCUCGCCUCACUGUUCAUCGCGACGCUUAUCCUCGCCUCCGUCUUCCCGCUCGUGCUCGAUGCCGCGCGCGUCCUGGUCCUAGACGUGGGACCGUACUCCGAGCCGACGCUCCGCAAGGCGCUCGGCGACGUCUCGACCGUGCGCGGCGUCAAGUCCUACUCGGCCGCGCGCCUGUGGCCGCGCGAGGGCGCCAACCUCGUCGGCUCCCUACACGUCCAGCUCGCCCCUGGCGCCGACCCCGCAAAAGUAUCGGCACGGGUCGAGGCCGCUUUGCGCUCUCGCGUGCCGGGCUUAAAGGAGCUCGUGCUCCAAAUCGAAGGAGACGAGCGCUUCUGCACCUGCAUGACAUCGUAG